Achroia grisella is the source of this 873-nucleotide messenger RNA. RefSeq lists its product as uncharacterized. The transcript has 2 exons. The coding region runs from base 1 to 873 and encodes 290 amino acids. The record is from RefSeq and is a predicted model, not a curated record. Gene Ontology annotation, molecular function: RNA-DNA hybrid ribonuclease activity; nucleic acid binding. NCBI's taxonomy places the organism in Eukaryota, Metazoa, Arthropoda, Insecta, Lepidoptera, Pyralidae.
AUGUAUCAAUGUGAUAAAUGGUCUUACGGUUCACUGGAUGUUCAAACUACAAAACCUACAAUAGUACAGGAGAGAGUGAUGGAUAAUAAUGAAUUUAUAAUAUACACCCAAACAUAUAAACCUGAUUACAGAAAAAUAUUUACUGAUGGAUCGAAAUCUGAAGACUCUACUAAAGCGGCAUAUUUUGACUCCUUUACUAAAACUGGACAAUGCUAUGUACUAGAUCAACAUUCAUCGGUUUUCACUGCGGAAGCAUAUGCAAUUUUUAAAGCUUUGAAAUAUGUACAAGACAUAGAAAAUUCAAGACGAUUUCUAAUAAUAACGGAUUCUCUAAGUGUAUUGACAUCCUUAGAUAAUUAUAAAAUAAGCUACAAAGAUAAUUUAUACAUUUACUUAAUAAGAGAAAUUUUAUAUGACAUGAAAUUGUACAAAGUUAUAGAGUUCAUGUGGGUUCCAUCUCAUGCUGGUAUUACUGGAAAUGAAGUUGUAGACAGAAUGAUGAAGAUUAAUGAACUGGAUUGUCAUUUGGAUUUAUCGCCAGUGCCAAUAACUGACUACAAUGCAUUAAUUAACAGAAGGAUGUUUAGUAAUUGGAAUAGAAAAUGGGCAGAAACCAAAAUGAUAAAAGGAAAAUGGUAUGCUGAUAUACAGAAAGAAAUUUUUGGAAAACCAUGGUAUUUCAAAUUACAAGAACCAUCUAGAAGAUACAUUACAACGAUUAAUAGAAUUCGUAUGGGACAUGGGCAGUUUCCGGCUCAUUUGCAUAGAAUAAAAUUGAGAUCUUCUUCAAAUUGUGACUACUGUACAGCAGAAAAUGCCGAUUUACAACAUAUUAUAAUGGAAUGUCCAGCAUUUGUUUAUUUACUGAUGUAA